This is a messenger RNA of Olea europaea var. sylvestris, 829 nucleotides long. RefSeq names its product probable helicase MAGATAMA 3. The transcript has 3 exons. Bases 65 to 829 code for a protein of 254 amino acids. The record is from RefSeq and is a predicted model, not a curated record. Lineage: Eukaryota; Viridiplantae; Streptophyta; Magnoliopsida; Lamiales; Oleaceae.
UGGCUUUGGAAGAAGUUUAUUUGGAAGACUGAGCUCACUUGGUCAUCCUAAGCAUUUUCUGAAUAUGCAAUAUAGAAUGCAUCCAUUAAUUAGCUGCUUCCCAAAUAAAAAUUUCUACCACAACAAAAUGUUAGAUGCAACCAAUGUCAAGGGUAAAAGUUACAAAGAAAGCUAUAUACCGGGGACUAUGUAUGGUCCCUAUUCAUUCAUAAAUGUUUUUGGAGGAAGAGAAGAAAUGGAUGUUGCUAGCCAUAGUCGAAGAAAUAUGGUUGAGUUUGCUGUAACAGUGAGGAUAGUGCACAAACUCUUCCAAGCAUGGAACAAAUCGAAGGAGAAACUUAGCAUCGGUGUAACAUCACCUUAUGCUGCUCAGGUUGUGGCAAUUCAAGAUAAGCUCAGGCUUGAAAACCAUGAGAAGGUUAGUGUCACUGUCAAGUCCAUCGACGGAUUUCAAGGAGGAGAAGAAGAUAUCAUAAUUGUAUCUACUGUAAGAUCUAAUAAUGAUGGUUCCAUUGGAUUCUUCUCUAGUCCUCAGAACACUAAUGUUGCUUUGACGAGAGCUCGGCAUUGUCUUUGGAUCUUGGGAAACGAAAGAACACUAAUGAGUCGUAAUUCAGUUUGGAGAGCAAUAGUAUGUGAUUCUAGGGAUCGUCAAUGCUUUUUUAGUGCUGAUGAAGAUGGUGACUUGGUUGAAGCCAUUAUAAAUGUUAAGAAAGACCUAGAUCAACUUGAAGAUUUACUGCAUGGAGAGAGUAUAGUGUUCAAAAAUGCAAGAUGGAAGGUAAUUAUGCUGCUACGGUGCUACCUGAGUAAAUUUUGUUAUUCAUGA